UUCAUUGGUUUUUAUUUUUCGUUACCAAGGAGUCCAGGUUUCGUGUCAUAGUUGUAAAACCUCAGCAAUCCCUCAGUAUCAUUUAGCCAUGUCCAAUGGAACUAUAUACAGCUUCUGCAGCUCCAGUUGUGUGGUGGCUUUCCAGAAUGUAUUUAACAAGCCAAAAGGAACAAACUCUUCAGCAGUGCCCCUGUCUCAGGGCCAAGUAAGCCUGCCCUCUGGGUCAGCAGUGUCAGCAGGAGGAGGUAGCACCUUUGCCUCUUCCCCCAGCUCCAUCAGUGGCUCUGCAGCAGCGGGUCUCCAGUCUCCUGCUGCAGAUGCCCAGCAAGUUGCUCCAGCCCAUGCAGUUGUUAAACUCAAGUGUCAGCACUGCAACCAUCUGUUUGCCACAAAACCUGAACUUCUUUUCUAUAAGGGUAAAAUGUUUCUGUUUUGUGGCAAGACUUGCUCUGAUGACUACAAAAAGAAAAAUAAAGUUAUAGCAAUGUGUGACUACUGUAAACUACAGAAAAUUAUAAAGGAGACUGUACGAUUCUCAGGGGUUGAUAAGCCAUUCUGUAGUGAAGUUUGCAAAUACCUGUCUGCCCGUGACUUUGGAGAACGGUGGGGAAACUACUGUAGGAUGUGCAGUUAUUGUUCCCAGACAUCCCCUAAUUUGGUAGAAAAUCGAUUAGAGGGCAAGUUAGAAGAGUUUUGUUGUGAAGAUUGCAUGUCUAAAUUUACAGUUCUGUUUUAUCAGAUGGCCAAAUGUGAUGCUUGUAAACGACAGGGUAAGCUAAGUGAGUCCAUAAAAUGGCAAGGAAACAUCAAACAUUUCUGUAACCUAUUUUGUGUCUUGGAGUUUUUUCAUCAGCAAAUUACGAAUGACCCUGUUUCACAAAGGAAAGUAAAUAUUUCUAAGACACCAGCUGCUUCAGUGGCGCUCCCUUCUACAAGGACAAAUACAACGCCAGUUAUAACCAGUGUGGUGUCACUGGCAAAAGUGUCUCCUGCCCAGCCCACAGGGAACACUAGCAGUGUUUUAAAAGGUGCAGUAACUAAAGAAGCAACAAAGAUCAUUGAAGAUGAAAAUACGCAGACAGAUGCCAUGAAACUUCCAUCUUCCCAGUCUUCCAGGCUUUUAAAGAACAAAGCAUUACUGUGCAAGCCAGUCACCCAGACCAAGGCCAUCUCUUGCAAACCACAUACACAACACAAGGAAUGUCAGACAGGAUUAAAUAUGAGGAGCAUUGCCAGCAUUGUUUUUGAGCACCUGGAAGGACUUUCUCAAAUGUUCAACGACUGUUAUCCAUCAGAAGAAGACUUGCGUUCUGGAAAUUUGUGGAUACUUAAUCCUUUUAUGAAUCACCAAAAUAGCAAUCUCACGGACUUUGAAGAAGAAAAACUGGGACAAUUAUCUUCAGAUUUAGAAUUACAAUCAGUAUUUAAGUCAGUGUCUGUAACUCAAUUUUGGAUAAAUGCAAAGACAAGUUACCCAGAACUCUAUGAAAAGGCAAUGCAAUUUUUAUUGCCUUUUUCAACUAUUUAUUUAUGUGAUGCUACAUUUUCAGCUUUGACUGAGUCAAAACAAAGGAAUCUGUUGGUUUCUGGCCCUGCCCUAAGACUUGCAGUCACAUCUUUAAUUCCAAGGAUAGAAAAAUUAGUAAAGGAGAAAGAAUAGUAAAUGCAUAUUGCUUAUUAUCAAAUUCUAUACUUUUGUGUUAAAUUUUGUAUGAGAUAAGUAUCCUAAAAUAUAAUUUCCUAAUGUGGAUUUGUGCUUUCAGUGAUUAAAUGUUUUAAUAAUUUU
This is a messenger RNA of Hipposideros armiger (great roundleaf bat), 1786 nucleotides long. RefSeq names its product zinc finger MYM-type containing 6 (gene ZMYM6). The transcript has 9 exons. The coding region runs from base 89 to 1660 and encodes 523 amino acids. Gene Ontology annotation, molecular function: zinc ion binding. Lineage: Eukaryota; Metazoa; Chordata; Mammalia; Chiroptera; Hipposideridae. The record is from RefSeq and is a predicted model, not a curated record.